AUGGGUCGUUUAACUUUCACUCCCAGGCCUUCGCCCUUACCUAAGAGAGGGCAAUUUAUACACCACCGGGUGCGCCAGAUUCCCGGGGGGUGGAAUGAUUUGGGGAGUUUUUUUAUUGAGGUCUCCAUCCUCUUGGUCCAGGCGGUUAAGCCAAGACCCCCACCACUUCUGUCCGCGAGACAUGACCACCGUCAACAGAAGUACCGGUAUAUCGGAACCACAUACCUAACCUUGAGGAAUAGAGGGUGCUGGGCCGUUGGCUCCCCCUAUCCGCCACCUGGGGAGGCGCCCGGUAGGUUGCUCAACCUCCGUACUCACAUACGCACGCCUAAGCCUACGCAUGCUCACACGGCCGGGAUUGGUUUAGAUAUUUUUCAAACAUUCCUUAGAUAUGCACUAUAAAAACUUCAGCCCAAUGGAAUAGUCGAAAGUGACAGAAGAGGGAAGCAGUCUCUUGUCAACAAAAUUAAUGAAGCAGUAAAAAACCAAGUUCGUCAGCAUAUCUUGUCAUUUCCAUGUGAGGAAUCUCAUUAUAGUCGAAGAAGAACUGCGAAGAAAUAUUUAGGUAGCCAUUUGAACAUUUCAACAAUGUACAGGAUGUAUAAAGACGAGUGUGAAUUAGAAGGUCUACCUCAUGAAAAAAUCGCUACGGGACAUUACGGAUACAUUCUAAAGAAAGAAGACAAACAAAUGUCACAUGACAAUCCCAAACAGAAGGUUCUAAUGAUAGACCUACAAAAAUGUCUGCCCUUCCCGAAAUUAACAAAUGCUAAAAGUUUCUACAGUUUGAAACUGUGGUGCUUUAAUUAUACGAUUUACGAUUCUUCAGAAAAGAAGGCACAUUGUAUGAUGUGGGAUGAGUCCAUUGCUGGUAGGGACGGAAAUGAAAUGGCUUCGUGUUUUGUGCGAUAUGUAAAUUCCCUACCAAAGACAACAGAAUCGACUAUUAUUUGGACAGAUAAUUGCCCAUCACAAAAUCGAAAUCUGCAGAUGAUAAUGUGCUACUUCUAUGUAUUGGCAAUAAAUGCUCAUAUUAAGGAAAUCAGUCACAAGUACCUUAUCCGUGGGCACACGCAAAUGAAAGUAGAAACUAUUCAUACAAUUAUUGAGCGAGAAACUAAGAAGUGUCCCAAUUAUCAGAUUAUUACUCCCUGGGACUGGUUAUAA
Messenger RNA from Agrilus planipennis (emerald ash borer), 1167 nucleotides. RefSeq lists its product as uncharacterized. Lineage: Eukaryota; Metazoa; Arthropoda; Insecta; Coleoptera; Buprestidae. The transcript has 5 exons. The record is from RefSeq and is a predicted model, not a curated record.